Drepanopeziza brunnea f. sp. 'multigermtubi' MB_m1 is the source of this 1200-nucleotide messenger RNA. RefSeq lists its product as uncharacterized. The record is from RefSeq and is a predicted model, not a curated record. NCBI's taxonomy places the organism in Eukaryota, Fungi, Ascomycota, Leotiomycetes, Helotiales, Drepanopezizaceae.
AUGAAGGUCUCGCCCCUUCUCACCGAAUUCUUCGCGCAAUCGACAAUCGAUAAAGAUAAUAUGACGCUCCCCCGCCGGGAGUCUUGCGGUUGGCUCCUCUCACCUCCUGUCACGGCGACGUUUUCGAAGAAGCAGGUCGGGAAUCAACAUCGAUCCCUGCAGUUUGGAGUUGACGAUACGAUGGAGAGUAUCAAGGCUAAACGUCGACGACGGGCAACUGCCUGGCAGGUAUCUUCUGACGAUUCGCCUUAUCGGGACUCGAUGUUCUCCGAUGGCUUAAAGGACGACGGCGACGGCGACGACGGCGACAACGGCGACGACGACGACGACUGGGUGAUGGAGGAUAUCUUCAAGCCUACCACCUCCGGCACGGGAAACAGUCAUUCGAGCUACGGAAGUGCGACGUCCCAGGUGGAAGAGGAGGUAUGGGACGCCAACAUCGAAAGCCCCUCUCCAGAACCCUUCUACAAAGCCAACGCGAGAUCGAUCCGCGCCCGAUCCCAGGGCCACGUUCGUAGUCACGGCUUCCACCGCAGACUCCCAUCGCAGACCCAGCGCAGCCUCGUCGAGUCCGAGAGCUUCAGUCAACUCCAGCGGACCCCAGCAAUCCGGUCAGCACGUCGCCACAGCCCUGCCUACAUCGAGCCCUUCCCACCACCACUGGCGAUUCCCAAGGUCAAACGUCCGGCACCGCCGCCAUUCGCCCCCAGCAAGAGCCAGUCCAGCAACGACGUGCCCACGAAAUGGCACUCGUGGCCACCGCAAGCCGCCCCCCCGGUGCCCAGGACCCAAGUCCGGGCCCGAGCCAACCCAAGCAGCAGCACUCGCGCCGCCCCUGGCUACAAGCCUCCACACGUCCCUGCCGUCCACUCGGCGCCCCCCUCCUCGUCGCGCUUCCCACCCUCCCCCGAACACGACCUCAUGACCUUCUCCGAGACCUCCGCCUUCUCCGACGACGACGACGACGACGACGACAACGACCACGACGCCGCCGACGACGACGCCUGCCCCUUCGUCCUCGCCAUGAAGAAACUCCAGCUCAGCCACGGCAAGAGCGGCACGCACGGCGCCGCCGGCGAGAGGGAGAAGCUCCCCGCGGAAAUCACGGGAAAGAAGAAGACGACGCCGAGGAGGAGCUUCCGGCGCACCCUGACCUCCCUCGAGUCUUUCAUCAAGAAGAGGAAGGGGGGGACUCUCUGA